Molecule: messenger RNA, 1082 nt
Organism: Bactrocera dorsalis (oriental fruit fly)
Lineage: Eukaryota; Metazoa; Arthropoda; Insecta; Diptera; Tephritidae
Gene: Jhbp5
Product: protein takeout
Exons: 3
Coding region: 168-977 (269 amino acids)
Source: RefSeq, a predicted model, not a curated record
UUAUGGCAACAAUAAUUUGUAAAUAAACAAAUGUAAAGUGCAUAGUCAGCAAUGUCAAUGGUUGCCCUAUGAAAACUUCGUCUACCACCUUCAAAUAUGCAGAUCAGCGACUUUUGCUAUUAAAAAAAGAGAUAUUUACCCACUAUAUAUAGACCAUAUCUUACUGAAUGGUGUUGGAGUACAGUUCUAUACGAAAUUUGGCAAGCAAAAUGCAACUUUGUACUUGUUUAAUGUUGUUAACCACUUAUAGUGGCGUUGUGUUGGCAGGACCCAGCUUUGAAAAGGAGCGUGCGCAAUUACCUUCUUUUGUGAAAAUAUGUCGACGCAGUGACCCAAAUUUAGAUGUGUGCGCACGUAAUUCCUUGCUUGGCAUGAGGGAGCUGCUGCAUUAUGGCAUUCCGGAGCUGUUUAUACCACCGAUCACGCCAUUGGUUGUGCCUGAAAUCAGAAUGGAUCAGGAUUCGGGCGCAAUUUAUCUGCAUUCCACUUUCAAAGACAUUACCGUUAACGGUUUAGCCAACUUCACGCUCAACGAGUUGCACAUAAAUCCGCAGAAAAUGCGAAUGACACUGAUGAUGAGUGUGCCGAAUGUGACAAUGAAUGCAAAGUAUAAAAUGCAGGGUAAAAUUAUGAUGAUGCCACUGAUGGGCGAGGGUGAUUUCAAGGCGAAUUUCUCCAAUGUAGAGUUGAGCACGGUGAUUAACGCCGAGCGUUAUACGAGAAAGGAGCGUCUUUACGCCAAGGUGAAAGAUGUCACGGUGAAGUAUAAGCUUGGUAAGGCGGACUUGCAUUUGAGCAAUCUUUUCAACGGUGACCAUGCGCUGGGUGAGCGUAUGAAUACGUUUGUGAAUGAAAAUUGGGAUUCACUCUCGAGUGAGCUGCGUCCUUUGUUGGAGACUUCAAUGUCGGAUAUAGUGCGCGCUUCGGCGGAGAAGAUAUUCGAUACUUACAGCUUUGAUGACUUGUUACCCGAGUAAAUGUGCUAGUGAUAUCAAAAUGCCAUGUGUUCGCAUGUUUUCGAAAAUAAUAUGUGCUAUUUAGUAGUCUCUAAAUAAAAAACAGUUUUAGUAACUGCAUUUUGA